AGAAAGCGAACAUUAACAUCGAGAUGGCGCACGAUUCCGACAAGAGGUUCCAUUCCAUCAUGGACAAGCUCUUCCGUUCUUCCCCCUCCAGCUCCUCUGAAGUGCAACUAUCUGGUAGGAAACGUCCUUUUCAGUCAACUUCAUUAGGGUUAAUGACAAUAGAACCAAAUGUGAGUAGUGAGAGACAGCAACCCUCAUCGGCAACAGCUCAAGCACCGUUAUGUAGACCGUGGGAUCGUGGUGACUUUAUGAGAAGAUUAGCCACCUUUAAGUCUAUAUCGUGGUUUGCUAAACCCAAGGUAGUGAGUGCAGUAAAUUGUGCUAGAAGAGGUUGGAUCAAUGUGGAUAUUGACACCAUAGCCUGUGAAGUGUGUGGUUCACGUCUUCUUUUUUCUACGCCAGCUUCUUGGAAUCAACAGCAGUUGGAGAAGGCAGCCCUAGUCUUCAGCUUAAAGCUGGAUAAUGGACAUAAAUUACUUUGUCCGUGGAUUGACAAUACCUGUGAUGAAACACUUGCAAGAUUUCCACCUACACCUCCCCCUGUAUUAGUUGAUAAUUUUAGAGAACGUUGCUCUGCUUUCAUGCAACUAUCAGCUCUUCCGUGUAUUUCAUCAUCGGCAAUAGAUUACAUGAAAAACCCAUUACUGGAAGAUUUUCUUGAACAGUCUUUGAUGUUGGAAUGUGGAAAUGAGUCUGCAAACAGUUCUGGGAUAGAAAGUCUCAGUAGUCAACAUGAAUUGAAGUCGUAUUAUCAGGCUCAAAAGCUCUUAAGUUUAUGUGGUUGGAAUCCCCGUGCUCUAUGUUACCAAGUUGAUUGCAAGGAUGCAUCGGAUCAGUCUGCUAAAAGUAAUGCUAUUCUAGACUCUCAAGUAGUUGGUGGCAUGAAGAGUAAUAGCCUCAUUGUCCAAUCCACUAAUACUGGUGAAAGUUUGAAAAUAGAUGAAAAUUCAAAGGAUCCUAGAAGAGAACAAAUGGAUCCCAAUUCUGUAGUUUUAGAUUGUAGCCUGUGUGGAGCUACUGUUGGAUUGUGGGCAUUUGGUACAGUUCCUAAGCCUGUUGAAUUAAUCAGAUUAGUAGGAUAUACAGAACUGAAUGGCAAAAAUGAUUCGGGGACAAACAAUUUAUUAAAUAUAAGUGAUCUUGAUAAUAGGCAGGGUGUAACUAACGACAUUUCAGAUGUUGCAACAUCAUCGAAGGAUAUAACUUCAAGUCUAAAGAUGACAAUUGCUGGUGGUCCUCCCCCAACAGAGCAAAAUUUUAAAGCAAUAAUAUCUUUUCCUGUUAUUGGUCAGAAUUUAAGGGCUCGGCUGUCUUAUGAUUCUGAUUUUGGAGAUCACGCUUUUGUUGAUGAAGAUGGUAUUCAAUCUAAUUCACAGAAGAAAAGAAGGAUUCAGGUGAACAAGGAUGAAGCAAUUAAUGCUUCUACCGGACAACUUGUUCUUGUACCAUCUGAAAUAAGGGAAAUUUUGGAUUGUCAAACUGAUUCUCAAGCAAGUAUUCAUGAAUCAGUUAUAGUAGAUGAUGUUACAAAGGGCACCCAUUAUACAGGACAGCCUUCCAGUGAUAAUGAUAAGAUGCUUAUACACACAGGGGCUGAUGGAUUGAACAGCUUCAAUGCAGGAGAUCCUAGUAGCUCUCAGAAAGACUUAACAGAUGGUGAAGCAAUUUCUGUUUCACAGAAAACUUCGGGUGGAAAAGUCAGUAGUCUUAAAAAUUAUGGGGUCAGUGUCAAAGACAGAUUAGAGAAUCCCAUGAACAAUGAAGAAGUAAAUUGUACUUUAGGGAAAGAUCUUAGACCUGUACUGUCUGAUAAAGCAAUGGCAUUUGAUCCAAUCAAGCAGCACAGACACUUCUGCCCCUGGAUUGCAUCAAUAAAUGAUGGGGUUGGGGAACCCGGAUGGCAACAAACACUGUUUGCUUUGUAUCAUCAGAAAAACCGUUUGCGGCAUUCACCAAAUAAAUCUCCAUCCUCGACAUCCAUUGUCAAGGUUGAUGACCCUAUUGGUUCGGUUAGAAAGCUUUUCAUGUCUCCAUCUACAGCUAGAAGGAGCCCUACUCGCAGGUUAGGCCAAAGUACAGAGCAUAGGUAGCUUGGGCCCAGGUGAUAAGGGGAGCCACAGACCACCCUGUCUCUCUAAGCUAUUGUAAAUGCAUGGCACUUUUCAUGGCAUGGUAGCCCAUUUAAUACCCUUGUAAGUUGUGUCGUUGUAUCAAAAGUUCCGUUGCUUUUCUUUUUAGGAAAUAUUUAUGUUUCAAUUCUUCCUCCCAACAAAAGAAAACAAUUCGUAGCACCUUCAUAUCUGUGAUUGACGAUUUCCGAGAUGUAAUAUUUUUUCCUCAUUAGCUAUACAAAUGGACGUAGGCUCGGAGGUUAAUGGAUGACAAUGGAUUUUGUUAUCCA
This is a messenger RNA of Gastrolobium bilobum, 2401 nucleotides long. RefSeq lists its product as uncharacterized. The transcript is spliced from 8 exons. The record is from RefSeq and is a predicted model, not a curated record. Bases 24 to 2090 code for a protein of 688 amino acids. Lineage: Eukaryota; Viridiplantae; Streptophyta; Magnoliopsida; Fabales; Fabaceae. Gene Ontology annotation, cellular component: nucleus. Gene Ontology annotation, molecular function: zinc ion binding.